Molecule: messenger RNA, 993 nt
Organism: Pseudomassariella vexata
Lineage: Eukaryota; Fungi; Ascomycota; Sordariomycetes; Amphisphaeriales; Pseudomassariaceae
Product: mitochondrial carrier domain-containing protein
Exons: 1
Coding region: 1-993 (330 amino acids)
Biological process (GO): folate import into mitochondrion; nucleotide transport
Cellular component (GO): mitochondrion
Molecular function (GO): FAD transmembrane transporter activity; folic acid transmembrane transporter activity
Source: RefSeq, a predicted model, not a curated record
AUGCCCGACAACGAUGCGGGCCUCUCCCCCGCCCUCGUCGAGACUGUCGCCGGACUCUCGGCAGGGUUGAUAGCGACGCUGGUGGUGCACCCCCUCGACAUCGUCAAGACGCGCAUGCAGCUCCACAGCAGCCGCGCUCCGACUUCAGCCAGCCUAACCACCAUCAAGCUCAUACGGAACCUGGUACAAACCUCUCAUCCGGCCGGCGCUCUGUACCGCGGACUGACUCCGAACCUGCUGGGCAAUGCGUCCAGUUGGGCCUCCUUUUUCUUCUUUAAGGCACGCAUUGAAGGGACCCUUAUGGAGUUGAAGGCGACGCAGCAUGUUAACGAUGGUAAAGAUGCGAGCAAUGUCACUGCCGCUCUCACACCCACCGACUACUUUGUCGCGUCCGGACUGGCUGGUGUAGGAGUUCAGAUCCUUACGAACCCUGUCUGGGUCCUGAAGACGCGCAUGCUCUCCUCUGACCGCGGCGCCGCCGGGGCAUACCCUAGCAUGUGGGCGGGUGCGAUGCAGCUCCUGCGGACCGAAGGUUGGCGGGGCUUUUACCGUGGCCUGGGGAUCAGCUUGUUCGGCGUGAGCCAUGGUGCAGUGCAGUUUGCUGUGUACGAGCCGGCCAAGAAGAUGUAUUAUGAGCGGCGGCGGUGGCGGGUCGAGAGAGAGAAGGAGCAGGAGGGACGGGAGGUGGAUGGAGAUGGCAGUUUGAGCAUGACUAAUGAGGGAACCCUGGUUGUGUCAAGUGUAUCGAAGUUGGCCGCCGGGGCCGUCACGUAUCCGUACCAGGUCAUCAGGAGCAGGCUGCAGAACUACAAUGCUGAGGAACGGUUUGGCAAAGGCAUCCAAGGGGUGGUGAGGCGGACUUGGACGGAGGAGGGAUGGCGGGGUUUCUAUCGAGGGAUUGUGCCGGGGGUUAUACGAGUAUUGCCGGCUACAUGGGUUACGUUUCUCGUGUAUGAGAACGUCAAGUUCUACUUGUCUCGACAAGUGGACUGA